CAAAGCAGCCAACGUGGGCCUGCAGAAGGCGGUGGAGCUCAGAGCCUUGCGUGUGUGAAGGCUAGCGGGCCCGGGGGGCGGGGCCUCGGUACUGGCCGGAGCUGGGCCGAUUGUUCGAGGCGAGGUCGGCUUAGCUGAGGAGCUUAGCGUAGUCUUGGGCUGUGCGCGCGCUCUGCUGUGAGCACUGGAAUAGCAAGGCGCACCGGGCGCUUGGAGGAUUGUGGGGGUGGCCGCGCUGUCCAGCCCAGGGUCUGCUUGUCGCGCUCUCGGAACCUCGAGGAGGAUGCCCACGGGUGCGGAGAUCAGGCUGCAAGGCUGAGCACAGUCCUUGCUGCGGCCCCAGCACUUGGUGUGCGGGAGCUCCAGAGCCAGCCAAGAGUGUCGCCAGAGAACAAGGAGUGUCCACUGAGCACCCCUUGCCCAGAUCCGUGGGGUUCGCAGUGAGCACAGGCUGGUCGGCCCAUAUGGACACAGAGUUCGCGGCCCCCUCCGGGCGCUCCAGGGCGACCCGGGCACUGGGGGCCCGCUGAGCGCCAGAGUCACAGCAGCGUAGAGAACUUGUGCCUGCGGCCAUGCCUUGGCGCAGAGCCUAGUGCGGAGAGAAACUGCGGGCCAGCCCGUGCUGUGGUUGUCCCGAACCUCGCAGCCCCUACGCCUGGAGUUCGUUUGCUGCGCGCUUCAGACAAGAUGGCGCGGCCGGUCUGGGGAUCGCUCAGAGCCCCACUGCGCUCGCCAUGUCCUCUGUGGCUGUUGCUGCUGCUACUUUGGCUGGAGCCCGCAACGGCUGCAUCUGUCCCGCGGUUGCCCUGCGCCGCUGCCUGCUCUUGCGCUGGGGACUCGCUGGACUGUGGUGGGCGCGGACUGGCGGCACUGCCUCAAGACUUGCCUGCCUGGACGCGGAGCCUAAACCUGAGUUACAACAGACUUUCUGAGAUUGACCCUUCGGGUUUUGAGGACUUGCCGAAUCUACAAGAAGUGUAUCUUAACAACAAUGAGUUGACAGCCAUACCAUCCCUGGGUGUUGCUUCAUCUCACAUCGUCUCUCUCUUCCUUCAACACAACAAGAUUCGCAAUGUGGAAGGGAGCCGGCUGAAGGCUUACCUGUCCUUGGAAGUGCUGGACCUGAGUUGGAACAACAUCACGGAGAUGCGGAGCACCUGCUUCUUGUACGGACCACCCAUAAAGGAGCUCAACCUGGUCAGCAACCGGAUCAGUACCUUAGAGUCAGGAGCAUUUGAUGGUCUUUCACGGUCACUGCUAACACUUCGCCUGAGCAAAAACAGGAUCACCCAGCUUCCUGUGAAAGCAUUCAAGUUACCUAGGUUGACACAGCUGGACCUUAAUCGGAAUCGGAUCCGGCUGAUCGAGGGCCUGACGUUCCAGGGGCUUGACAGUUUGGAGGUGCUGAAGCUUCAGCGAAACAACAUCAGCAAGCUGACCGACGGAGCCUUCUGGGGGCUGUCCAAGAUGCAUGUGCUGCACCUGGAGUACAAUAGCCUGGUAGAAGUGAACAGUGGCUCACUGUAUGGCCUCACGGCCCUGCACCAGCUGCACCUCAGCAACAACUCCAUCUCCCGUAUUAGCCGGGAUGGCUGGAGCUUCUGCCAAAAGCUACAUGAACUGAUUCUGUCCUACAACAAUCUCACCCGGCUGGAUGAGGAGAGCCUGGCUGACCUCAGUAGCUUAAGCAUCUUGCGUCUCAGCCACAAUUCCAUCAGCCACAUCGCGGAAGGUGCCUUCAGGGGACUCAAAAACCUGCGCAUCUUGGAUCUGGACCAUAACGAGAUUUCGGGCACAAUAGAAGAUACCAGUGGCGCUUUUAUGGGGCUUGACAGCCUCAGCAAGCUGACUCUGUUUGGAAACAAGAUCAAGUCGGUAGCUAAGAGAGCAUUCUCGGGGCUGGAAGGCUUGGAGCACCUGAACCUUGGCGAGAAUGCUAUCAGAUCUGUCCAGUUUGAUGCCUUUGUGAAGAUGAAGAAUCUCAAAGAGCUCCGCAUCAGCAGUGAUAGCUUCCUGUGUGACUGCCAGCUGAAGUGGCUGCCGCCGUGGUUACUGGGCAGGAUGCUGCAGGCCUUUGUGACAGCCACCUGUGCCCACCCGGAAUCACUGAAGGGCCAGAGCAUUUUCUCUGUUCUGCCAGAGAGUUUCGUGUGUGAUGACUUACCAAAACCACAGAUUAUCAUCCAGCCAGAGACGACUAUGGCUGUGGUGGGCAACGACAUCCGGUUCACAUGCUCGGCAGCCAGCAGCAGCAGCUCCCCUAUGACCUUUGCCUGGAAGAAGGACAAUGAGGUCCUGGUCAACGCCGACAUGGAGAACUUCGCCCACGUCCGGGCACAGGAUGGGGAAGUGAUGGAGUAUACCACCAUCCUGCACCUCCGCCAUGUCACUUUCAGGCACGAGGGCCGAUACCAGUGUGUCAUCACCAACCACUUUGGCUCCACCUACUCUCAUAAGGCCAGGCUCACCGUGAACGUGUUGCCGUCAUUCACCAAAAUGCCCCAUGACAUCGCUAUCCGGACUGGCACCAUGGCCCGCCUUGAAUGUGCUGCCACUGGCCACCCUAACCCCCAGAUAGCCUGGCAGAAGGAUGGAGGCACAGAUUUCCCUGCUGCUCGUGAGCGACGCAUGCAUGUCAUGCCCGAUGAUGACGUGUUUUUCAUCACUGAUGUGAAAAUAGACGACAUGGGGGUUUAUAGCUGUACCGCCCAGAACUCUGCCGGCUCCAUUUCAGCGAACGCCACCCUGACUGUCUUAGAAACCCCAUCCCUGGCGGUGCCCUUGGAAGACCGUGUGGUGUCCAUGGGAGACACAGUGGCUCUUCAGUGCAAGGCAGCCGGCAGCCCUCCACCCCGCAUCACCUGGCUCAAGGGGGACCGCCCUCUGAGCCUCACUGAGCGGCACCACUUCACCCCUGGCAACCAGCUGCUGGUUGUACAGAAUGUGGUGGCUGAGGAUGCAGGCCAGUACACCUGUGAAAUGUCUAACGCCCUCGGCACAGAGCGGGCUCACAGCCAGCUGAGCGUCCUGCCCAGCCCCGGCUGCAGGAGGGACGGCACCACUGCAGGCAUCUUCACCAUCGCCGUGGUGUGCAGCAUUGUCCUGACAUCCUUGGUCUGGGUGUGCAUCAUCUACCAGACUAGGAAGAAGAGUGAGGAGUACAGUGUCACCAACACAGAUGAGACCGUCGUGCCUCCAGAUGUUCCAAGCUACCUCUCCUCUCAGGGGACGCUCUCUGACCGACAGGAAACUGUGCUCAGGACUGAGGGUGGCCAUCAGGCCAAUGGACACAUUGAGAGCAAUGGUAUUUGUCCGAGAGAUGCAGGUCUCUAUCCAGAGGCAGAUGCUCAUGUGGUUACCUGCAGGCAGCCCAAGCUCUGUGUUGGGUACAAUAAGGAGCCGUGGAAAGUGAUGGAGAAAGCCGAUGGCACACCUGGUCAACAGAAGAUGGAGCACAGUGGCCCAGUUGUAUGCAGUGACUGCAACACUGAUAUGGACAGUCACUCCAAGGAACAAGCCUUCUGUCCUCAGCCUGUGUCCAGAGACAGUACACAACCAGGUACACCAAACAGCCAGGAGCCCAGUCACAGUGACCAAGAACAUUCUCUACGUCUGCCCAGUGGGACUCUGGACAGGCCCCACACCGACUGCAGGGAGUCCCUCUACCCCAGUAACCAUGACAGAAUGCUGAUGUCCUUGAAGAAAAAGUCUGGGGCACCCCCAGAUGGCAAAGGGGCCUCUUCGUGGACGUUAGCAAGGUUGUGUGAGCCAGACUCCAUAGACCUCCAGCCUUCCUCUACAUUAACUCCUGGCAGUUCUGAGCUCACACGAGCCCCUUCGGGCUUUCCCGACAUCCCCAGCGAAGGCCAGCACUUGCUUCUUUCCAACGGACAACUCCCCAGAGCAUGUGACUCCGGUACUGAGUCCACACCACUGACAGGACAGCUCCCUGGGAAACGGAGUGGGCCGCUGCUGUUUGCACCACAGAUCUAGGCGUUGUCUACCUCAGCUCUUGUGGCAAUCUCUAUGGGAAAGAGAGGUAGGAGAGGCUGUGAGGAAGCUUGGGUUCAAGCGUCACUGAUCUGUACAGUUUUAACUUCCAUGUGGAGUGUCAGUAGUCUAAAGGACUUGCAGCUGAAGUCACAGAAUGCAGGAGGCUAUUGUGUACAAAAGGCAGAAAAGUAUUUGAUAUUGUUGUACAUAAGAGUUUUCAGAGAUUUCAUAUAUAUUAUAUAUCUUUUACAGAGGAUAUUUUAAUCUUUAGUGCAUGGUUAACAGAAAAAAAAAUCGUACAAUUUUAACAAUAUUAUUUUUCAUACCAGGUUGCUGUUUAAUUUUGGAAGGAACGGGGAUAGUUCUGGUGCCUUAAUGUAUGGAUAGAAUUUAUAGAAGCUAAAAACCACAUUUGCUCUGAGGAGUUGUAGUGGGUGGGAAGGAUGGAAAGUCCUACCUGAGUUGCACAUCAUAGGACAGGCCCCUGGGAUGCUUUAUAGGCAGAGCCUUGGUUUGCAUUGGAAGUAACUUCAUGUCAGUGUUGCUCAUGUAACUUCUGUGGUGCCUCCUGCCGCAGACCCCCCUGUGGAGCCCAGACCCACGGUGUUCGUGGACCUCUGCAGUGAGUGACUUUCUCGUAGUUUUGAGUUCUUGCUUUAACAAACAUGAAGGGGGGGCGGGUUCUUAAUCCACCACCAGCAUUUGUUCCGAACCAUUAAGCCUUCCUUCUAUGAUAAAAGCAAAUGUGGUCUUGUCAGUAUCAUUUGAGGCUUUCUAAUGAGAUAGAAGUUGCUGCUGUUGAUACCUGUGGAUUUUUCAGUGAUGUUUUAGUCUGCCAAUAGGACUAAUAUAUUGAUCUUAAGGGAGAAAAAGGAUCAAGUCCUUCCUUUCCAGGGCUAGCUUAUCUUGACUGAGGACUGGGAGCAGGCCUGUCCACACCUUCCCUCGCACACGGACCCAGGCUUGGACUUGCAAGCUUUAGCCCUUGACCUGGGUUCUGGGUAUAUUUGCACUUUUGAGACCGGUAGCUAAACAUCUUGUGAGUGCCAAUGUAUAGUUCAGGAAAAAUUACAUUGAAACUAACAAGGUCCUUAAAAGCUCAGAAAGCAAGGUCCUUUAGCAAAAAAGCUGAAGGUAUACUGACAAAAUGGUUACUUUGUUAAAUUUUACUGUCAGAUGUCAUCACUGUUCCAAAAGGUAAGCACAUUUAGAAUUUUGUUAACAGUGAACUGAUUAAUAUUACUUCCACAACAUAUGUGAAUUUGCUGCUUCUGAGAGGCAAUGUGAAAGAGGAAGUAUUACUUUCAUGUACAAAGUUAUUUAUUUAUAGAAAUUUUGGUACAAUGUACAUUGAAAAACAUGUAAAAUAUUGAAGUGUCUAACAAAUGGCAUUGAAGUGUCUUUAAUAAAGUUUCAUUUAUAAACGUUAA
This is a messenger RNA of Phyllostomus discolor (pale spear-nosed bat), 5423 nucleotides long. RefSeq names its product leucine rich repeats and immunoglobulin like domains 1 (gene LRIG1). The record is from RefSeq and is a predicted model, not a curated record. The transcript is spliced from 19 exons. Gene Ontology annotation, molecular function: protein binding. The coding region runs from base 688 to 3993 and encodes 1101 amino acids. NCBI's taxonomy places the organism in Eukaryota, Metazoa, Chordata, Mammalia, Chiroptera, Phyllostomidae.